Sus scrofa (pig) is the source of this 4298-nucleotide messenger RNA. It is a transcript of the gene HS6ST2, whose product is annotated as heparan sulfate 6-O-sulfotransferase 2. Gene Ontology annotation, molecular function: heparan sulfate 6-sulfotransferase activity. The record is from RefSeq and is a predicted model, not a curated record. NCBI's taxonomy places the organism in Eukaryota, Metazoa, Chordata, Mammalia, Artiodactyla, Suidae. Gene Ontology annotation, cellular component: membrane.
AGGAAGAAAACCCAGGUCCUCUGCCUGCGAAGUGGUUCGAGCGCUUAGGCGUGAGGCAUUAUUACAUAAAUUCAGGCUCGCUCCUGAUCCUUAGUACCCUGAGUUGCCUGAAGGGGGGAAUGGCACUGCCUGUGUGUGCAGCCCGGGCGCUCGGGCCGCCGUUGCAACCGGAGCGAGGAGCGCCCGCCCGCCCCACCUGUCCCCGCCGGCAUUCCAGAGUAGAGGCCGAAUUGGCAGCAAGCCGGCCCGGAUCAGCCGCCGCCUCAGUCCGCGCGGGCCCUCCUAGGGGUGUGUCUCGCGGAUUCAACUCCCAGGCGCUCCUGGACGAGCCCCCAAAGGCAUCUUCCUCGCUGGCGGGAGCCGCGCGCGCCCCUCUCUUCGCGCUGCUGCCCCGAGGCCGCCGCAGGCGGAUGCACGACCUCAGGAGACGCUGGGACCUGGGCUCCCUCUGCCGGGCCCUGCUCACCCGGGGCCUGGCCGCCCUGGGCCACUCGCUGAAGCACGUGCUCGGCGCAAUCUUCUCCAAGAUUUUCGGCCCCCUAGCCAGCGUCGGGAACAUGGAUGAGAAAUCCAACAAGCUGCUGCUGGCUUUGGUGAUGCUCUUCCUCUUUGCGGUGAUCGUCCUCCAAUACGUGUGCCCCGGCACAGAAUGCCAGCUCCUCCGCCUGCAGGCGUUCAGCUCCCCGAUGCCGGACCCGUACCGCUCGGAGGAUGAGAGCUCCGCCAGGUUCGUGCCCCGUUACAAUUUCAGCCGCGGCGACCUCCUGCGCAAGGUAGACUUCGACAUCAAGGGCGAUGACCUGAUCGUGUUCCUGCACAUCCAGAAGACCGGAGGCACCACUUUCGGCCGCCACCUGGUGCGCAACAUCCAGCUGGAGCAGCCGUGCGAAUGCCGCGUGGGUCAGAAGAAAUGCACUUGCCACCGGCCGGGUAAGCGGGAGACCUGGCUCUUCUCCAGGUUCUCCACGGGCUGGAGCUGCGGACUGCAUGCCGACUGGACCGAGCUCACCAGCUGCGUGCCGGCCGUAGUGGACGGCAAGCGCGACGCCCGGCUGAGACCGUCCAGGUGGAGGAUUUUUCAGAUUCUAGAUGCAGCAAGUAAGGAUAAACGGGGUUCUCCAAACACUAAUCCAGGAGCCAACUCACCAUCAUCCACAAAGGCCCGGAACACAUCUAAGAAUGGGAAGAACUUCCAUUACAUCACCAUCCUGCGCGACCCAGUGUCCCGGUACCUGAGUGAGUGGAGGCACGUCCAGAGGGGGGCCACGUGGAAAGCGUCUCUGCAUGUGUGCGAUGGAACCCCGACCUCCGAAGAGCUGCCCAGCUGCUACACUGGAGAUGACUGGUCGGGCUGCCCCCUGAAAGAAUUCAUGGACUGUCCCUACAACCUCGCCAACAACCGCCAGGUGCGCAUGCUCUCCGACCUGACCCUCGUCGGCUGCUACAACCUCUCGGUCAUGCCCGAGAAGCAGAGGAACAAGGUCCUGCUGGAAAGCGCCAAGUCCAACCUGAAGCACAUGGCCUUCUUCGGCCUGACCGAGUUUCAGCGGAAGACCCAGUAUCUGUUUGAGAAAACCUUCAACAUGAACUUCAUCUCGCCCUUUACCCAGUACAACACCACGCGGGCCUCGAGCGUAGAGAUCAACGAGGACCUCCAGAAGCGUAUCGAGGGGCUGAAUUUUCUGGACAUGGAGUUGUACAGCUAUGCGAAAGAUCUCUUGCAGAGGUAUCAGUUUAUGAGGCAGAAGGAGCAUCAGGAAGCUAGACGGAAGCGGCAGGAACAACGUAAAUUUCUCAAGGGAAGGUUCCUCCAGACCCAUUUCCAGAGCCAGAGUCAGGGCCAGCGUCAGAAUCCGAGUCAGAACCCCACCCCGAAUGCCGGUCAGAAUGGGACUCCGAAUCUGAUUCCGAAUCUGACUCAGAGUUCGGGUCAGAAUUUGAGCCGGAAGGAGAACCGGGAAAGCCGGAAGCAGAACCCAGGCCAAGAGCAGGGUGAGGACAACACCAGCAAUGGCACCAAUGACUACAUAGGCAGUGUAGAGAAGUGGCGUUAAGUGGCCCCCCCCAAAGGCUUUUGCACACUGCUCCCCAAGCGCCAGCCAAAAUGUGGCAAAUCGUCAAACAUGAGCGUGUCCAAACACAUCCUGCUUCCUUAGGUUUGGAAGUGAAAAAAAAAAGUUAAGAUGUUGCCUUUACAGUUGCCUUUCAAUUGAAUGUUCUACUGUGCGUGGGUAAAACAAAUUUCACUAUGUAAUUAAAUGGUCUUGGGGGAGGGGGUUGCUGGAGUAUUUAGAAAAUCCCAAAGCCAAACCAGACUCACCAGAAAUUGCUGUUUAGAUAUUUUAAGAAGUUCUUAAAUUAGUCAUAGAGACAAAAUGAAAACACAAAAAGUGGCCAUCUAACUUAUGGCCAAGAAGUGGACUUUAUUUAGGAUACACUGUUAAAAUCCAGUCUUGGAAGCAAAGAUUUUUUUUCUAGGGGUAAGCAUGAAUGUAACAUACAAGAAACUCAGAUUAAAACACGAAAUUCCUCCUUGUCUUCUGAUUUUAACGAGGAAUCUAUUUAAAUAGAAUAAGAACUGAUGGUAGGUUUUUACCAAACCAUGGCAAAUGAAAAACAUCUCUCCAAACGUGGGUAGUUUUAUGUAAAAAUAUUGGCUUUCCAGUACAACAGGACUCAUAUCUUGUUAUUUAAGAGAUAUUUAAAAUUUUAAACUUUUUCUACCUUCUACUCUUUAAAGGUUUUAAACAGGGUGUCUCUCAUAUUAAACAAAACACUUUUUCCUCCAGUUGGACGGAGGACCGAUGUAAAGAAAGAUCUAAUUUCCAGACGAUUUCUGGGCACUGUAAUCUCAACAUUUCUAGAAUCUUUUUGGCGCUGCUUAUCAUUCAUUUUAAAGCUUCUCCGAGUUGUGCUCAUUCCAAACUAACCUGUUUUUAGAAUCUUUCUUCAUCAUCUAAAUGGUGUGUUGCUGAAUUUAUUGUGAUAUACAAUCCUGGCUUCAAGUCAGGACUUUCUAUAGAAUUGUCUUAUCACUGUUUGUGUAGUGAGGUCCUUAUCAAGAAACCCUUGAACAGGAUAAUAACGUGUCUAAAAAUCUUGCUGAAGUUAUUCUUGAUCAGUUAGAAUUGAACCUGAAUGUGAAUGAAUUGUUAUUUCCUUUGUGUACAUUUUUAUUGUACCGUUUCCAGUUGGGCUGGCACUUUCUAGCCCGAUAGUUCUUUUUCGUGUCGACAGAGUGUAAACAAUUACAAGAGAAAAAAAAAGGGGGGGUGGAAUAAGCCUUAGGCUAGCCAGAGUGAUUCAGUGAUUCCACUCAAAGCUGUACCCCGGUACUUUGGGUGAACCAUGUAUCAGGUUUUGAGAAAGAACAAAAGGAAAGAGGGUCCUGAAGUGAAGUUAAGCAUCAUUGGAAGCAUAUGGGUUAAAGAAAGUGAUUUGUUAUUGAAAGCCUGUGCGGAAGUUCUUUUAGGGUAUCUAUUGUGAAUUCUGCGGGGCAAAAGAUGGAAUGUAACCCACUGUGCUAGCAAGCAUCCUGAUUCUGGGCAGUCUCCAUUUUAUGGGUUUUGCUCUCCUUUCUUAAGGAUUUAACAGUAAGCCCCUGGCUGUCAAUCAAAUAAGGCAACUGGAAAUGGCAUUUAUGUUUUCACGAGGGACAGGCUUAGAAGUGUGACCGUAAAGUCCCAUCUUGUACAAUCUGCUCAUUUGCAUGAUCUAGUUUCCUCUGUAAUGAUAACGCCACAAGCUGGAUAAGAAGCUGAGCAUUUGGGUUAAAAAAUAAAUGUUCUUGACUCUGUGCUUGUAUCAAAAGUCUAAAUUUUGUCUAAUGGUAUCUGCAGUCCUGAGACUCUGAGAACUGGAAAACUGAAGGGAAAAAGAAAAUUGUUUUUAAUCCCAAACACCUUGAAAUCAGAGUGAAACUAUUUUGUGUACUUUGUGUUUUUAAAAUAAUGAUUCUGUAGAUCACUGUGGUAUUUCGAUUUUGUUUAGUUUUAAUUGAUAAUGUUUGCUCUUAAAACUGUUGGAAAGCAGGAUGAAGCCCGAGCCAGUGGAAAAGCUUGUUACAGAAAAAAUAUCGUGUGUUAUUUGCUGUGGUGUGCAUGGUUUGCAGAGAUUAAGUGCAUUUUCUCUGUCUAUACUGAUUUAUUGUAUAUAGGGGAUAUUAUAAAUAUACAUUUUGAUCAUCCUGUAAAUCCCAUGAUUUCAACUGUAAACAUCUGUCCAAUGGUGUAGCUUUACCAGCUAUUCACUGAUUUUGUGUAAUUUAACAAUAGAUAUGAAAUAAAGUUUAAAUUCCA